AUGCAAUCCAAGAAGCCACGUCUCCCUUUCUCUUCCAUGAAGCCAGCUUUUGCACCUUCCGGAGAUUAUCACCGAUUCUCCCCCGACCACCACCCCCCUCCUCAAAACGACGCGGACAGCAUUGUCGUUAAUCCGCUUAAAUUCAAGCGGAAGAGUGACACAGCUGAUUAUGGUGAUAGAAUGACUCCUGCCUCCACUGAAGCAGCUAAUAGUCCUUUGCAGACGAGGAAGUCAAGCAAAGCCUCCAGACUUACAAAAUGCAACGGAUCUGAACCUCAAAUUCCAGGCUCAAAUAUGGGGUCUCCUUCAGGAAAUAAUCUCUCUCCUGCUGGUCCAAGUCGUUAUGACACCUCUUUAGGUAUGUUGACAAAGAGGUUCAUCAAUUUGAUCAAGCUAGCAAAGGAUGGUAUUCUUGAUUUGAGAAAAGCUGCUGAUAUAUUAGAGGUACAAAAGAGGAGGAUAUAUGAUAUAACAAAUGUUCUUCAAGGGAUUGGCCUUAUAGAAAAGAACAGCAAAAACAUAGUUCAAUGGAAGGACCUGGAUAUUUCAAGACCAGAGGAAGCUGAUGAUAGUAUUGCGAGUUUCCAGGCGGAAGUUGAAAAUCUUACGAUGGAGGAGAGCCAGUUAGAUGAACAAAUAAGAGAGAUGGAAGAAAGACUAAGGGGUCUUAGGGAAGAUGAAAACAGUCAAAAGUAUCUUUUUGUGACUGAGGAAGAUAUAAAGAGCUUGCCCUGCUUUCAGAAUGAAACCUUGAUAGCAAUUAAAUCUCCACAUUGCACCACUUUGGAGGUCCCUGAUCCUGAUGAGGCUGUUGAUUAUCCCCAGAGGAGAUACAGGAUGGUCCUGAGAAGCACUAUGGGCCCAAUAGAUGUUCACCUUCUUAGUCAAUUUGCAGAAAAGUUUGAGGAGAUUAAAGGUGUUGACGUGACACCUAAUCUUCCAUCCAGUCCAGAGUUUAAUAGGCAUGGAUCAACUGUGGUCUCAGAGGAUAGAGGGAAGGACCUAGAAAUACAGGAAGAUGUUCAUAGGCCUAGUUCAGAUUUUCCUACUUCGCCGGACUUUGUGAGUGGGAUCAUGAAGAUUGUUCCUUCAGAUUUUGAUAGCAAUACUGAUUACUGGCUUUUAUCUGAUGCUGAUGUUAACAUAUCAGACAUGUGGAGAACGGAACCCGAAGUUGAAUGGAAUGAUCUGGAUACAAUUCACGAAGAUUAUUGUCUGACUCAUGUGAGCCCACCACCAACCCAAACUCCUUCGAACGCAAGUGAAGUGCCUUCAGCAUCUAACCUUGCUGGAGAUUGA
This is a messenger RNA of Gastrolobium bilobum, 1299 nucleotides long. Its product is annotated as transcription factor E2FB-like. Gene Ontology annotation, biological process: regulation of transcription by RNA polymerase II. Bases 1 to 1299 code for a protein of 432 amino acids. Gene Ontology annotation, molecular function: protein dimerization activity; DNA-binding transcription factor activity, RNA polymerase II-specific; RNA polymerase II cis-regulatory region sequence-specific DNA binding. Gene Ontology annotation, cellular component: RNA polymerase II transcription regulator complex. NCBI's taxonomy places the organism in Eukaryota, Viridiplantae, Streptophyta, Magnoliopsida, Fabales, Fabaceae. The transcript is spliced from 14 exons. The record is from RefSeq and is a predicted model, not a curated record.